Aspergillus caelatus is the source of this 1021-nucleotide messenger RNA. RefSeq lists its product as uncharacterized. The coding region runs from base 681 to 1013 and encodes 110 amino acids. NCBI's taxonomy places the organism in Eukaryota, Fungi, Ascomycota, Eurotiomycetes, Eurotiales, Aspergillaceae. The transcript has 3 exons. The record is from RefSeq and is a predicted model, not a curated record.
GGUGGAUUGAUUGAACCAUGGCUGGGCUGGUAUCUUAGGGAAGAAAAAAAAAAAAAAAGCCCCUGUCAAUGAAGGUACGAGUCUUCAUCAUUAUGUAUCCCCAGGACUCAAAAGGACUUAUAGAUCCAACCUCGGAAUGUAACUAUGUACAUAAAAUGGCAAACACUAACGUACUAUAGUCACCGGUGGGCUGUUGUUCGACCUGGCUUCAAUUGAUGUGGAGGGGGCGAGUUGAUCCUCGUAAUUGGCGUCGACUAUAUGUAACCUUCUCUAUAGCGCGCGCCAGUAACAAACAAUCUAGAUAAUGCCUCGAUCUGCAUUCGGAAAAAAAAAAUUCUCAAAGAAAAAUUAAAAGAGAAAAACUAGGCAGGACGUAGCGAGUCCAGCCGACGGGGCAAAGUGAUUUUUUUUUCUUCUCUUCUUAUUUUUCUUCCCCACCUCCUCCCCCUUCUCUUAUUUUCUCUUGGGAAGCAAUCGACCACGUUCUCGUGGGUUGGGCUUCCCCUACCCAUCGAGGAUCGAAGGCUUGGCCCACCAAGUACUCCGUACUCCGUACCUAGAGUCGGUAUCAUGCCAUACAGUAUAUCCAAUUGUCGGAGUCAUGGAUAUAAUCGCUCGCCUUGUUAUUGGUACAAUUUCAGGACGAAACAGGACCUACAUCAUAUCAGGCCAGCGAAGAAAUGCUCUACUUGGCCGAACUGUACUGCAUCAGUAGUAUAUAUAUAUAUAAUAUAUACCUGCAAUCCGGAUGCUGGAUGGCCCAAAGUCAAUCAAACAGCAAUCAAAAGGUUCUGACGAUACAGAUAUGUAGAAAGCCUACGGUAGGAUACCGGGAUGUGACAAGGAACCGAACGGCGGAAAUAUCACUCAGUCUUUCGGCAACCGACGGUAGGCAGGACAUAUCGUAUAGCAAGCUGUGUCACCUGGGCACGCAUAAACCCUUUUUUCCAGCAUAUAUUUGCGUAGUUCAUGGAUAUUUUUAUGUUACAACAUUUGGAUGGGUUACUGCCUAAUGGUCAAG